Molecule: messenger RNA, 4209 nt
Organism: Tachysurus fulvidraco (yellow catfish)
Lineage: Eukaryota; Metazoa; Chordata; Actinopteri; Siluriformes; Bagridae
Gene: osbpl11
Product: oxysterol binding protein-like 11
Exons: 13
Coding region: 327-2489 (720 amino acids)
Cellular component (GO): cytosol; intracellular membrane-bounded organelle; membrane
Molecular function (GO): sterol binding
Source: RefSeq, a predicted model, not a curated record
GUUACCCCAUGUCACGUGAUCACCUUGUGUCCUGUCAUGGUAGAACAGGGCUGAACUGAGCAUAAACAACAUUUUCUUCACAACAGUUUUGAUUAUAUUUAAGAGCUUAAUACGUGUAGAAUGAAGGCGUUGAUGGGUGUAAAUCAUCCAGGCUGUGUUUCGCUAUCGACAGUAGUCUAUAAAUGUUUAGGUUGACAGAUAAAUGGCUUGCUUUAGCGUUAGCUUGAAGCUCAUAUCUGUCUAAUCUCUGCUAGUCUCCUGUCAGAGGCCACAUCUAGCUAGCAAAGCUAAGCUAAGCUAAACUGAGCUAAGCUAAGCUAACGACAAUGCAAGUAGAAACAGCAGGAAUGCGAAUUUCUGAAAGUGAAGGCAAGCUCGAUGUUCACACACAGAGCUCGUUCAGGACGACCUCGAAAAGUUGGCAGUACAGUGAUCACAUGGAAAAUGUAGCCGGAUAUUUAAUGAAGUACACAAAUCUGGUAACAGGAUGGCAGUACCGGUUCUUCGUACUAAACAACGAGGCAGGGCUGCUGGAGUAUUUUGUGAAUGAGCAAUCACGGCACCAGAAGCCCAGGGGCACGUUGCCUUUAGCAGGUGCAGUCAUUUCCCCGAGCGACGAGGACUCGCACACUUUCACUGUCAAUGCCAUCAGCGGGGAGCAGUACAAACUCAGAGCUACUGAUGCUAAAGAGAGACAGCACUGGGUAAGCAGGUUGCAGAUCUGCACACAGCACCACACUGAAGCCAUGGGCAAGACUAACCCACCACUAAAGACUCGCAGUCUGUCCGCGGCCUCUCAGGGCAGUUCCAGUUCCCCGGCGUCCCAGCGCAAAAUCAGCCAUAACACCGGCUCCCUGUUGGGUCUCUCCCAGCUCCAGCGUGGCUCCUCCAACUACUCCAGCAAGCAUUCUGUGCUGCGUGACCACCUGGUUGAGGCUCGUGAGAUGAUGACCCAGGCGCAGGACCAGCACAGAGACCUGGUACAGUGCAUUGAGGGCCUGCCGGCAAGUCACAAUCCCUCUCCACUUGAUCAGGACCUCCUGCUCCUUAAAGCCACCUCUCUGGCCACAAUGACUUGCCUUAAUGACUGCCUUCACAUCCUGCAGCUUCAACAAGUGGCUCGGCACAGAGUUCCACUUGGAGGGCCGACCAUCGAAUGGCUGGAACCCAAACUGCCAGACGUGCUGAAGAAUGGUGGAACACUGGCUAGCAUCACCAAAGACAGCACCAAAACACAAGACACAGCUGUAGAACCUGCUGAAAUGGACUCCUGUGACAUUGCUGGGGAGCAGGAAGACAUUGAUACGGAAGAAGAGCAAGAAGAUUCUUUGACAGCUGAGGAAGAGGACUUGGGAGCAGUGGAGGAAGAACGUAGUGUCAUCUUGCAUCUUCUCUCUCAGCUCAAACUGGGCAUGGACCUUACCAGGGUGGUCCUUCCUACCUUUAUCCUUGAGAAGCGCUCUCUGCUGGAGAUGUAUGCAGACUUCAUGUCACACCCAGACCUUUUUGUGGCCAUCACAGAUGGCACUAGUCCAAUGGACCGUAUGAUCAGAUUUGUGGAAUAUUACCUCACUUCCUUUCACGAGGGCCGCAAGGGCGCGAUUGCCAAGAAGCCCUACAACCCAAUCAUUGGCGAAACAUUCCACUGCUCCUGGAGCGUGCCAAAGACGGCAGAGUCUCAAGGAAGCGUUCAGAAAGAGAGCUCCAGUGCCUCAGACUGCUAUAAUGUGAGAUUCGUGGCUGAGCAGGUGUCCCACCAUCCACCUGUCUCGGGCUUCUACGCUGAAUGCCAGGAGAGGCAAAUGUGUGUAAACACACACGUGUGGACCAAAAGCAAGUUCAUGGGCAUGUCUAUUGGUGUGUCCAUGAUUGGAGAGGGUAAUUUGCACCUGUUGGAGCAUGGCGAAGAGUACACGUUCACUCUGCCAUCUGCCUAUGCCCGCUCCAUCCUCACUGUGCCCUGGGUGGAGCUGGGCGGAAAGGUCAACGUCAACUGCGCCAAGACAGGCUAUAGUGCAGCAAUCACCUUCCAAACCAAGCCUUUCUAUGGGGGCAAGCUGCAUAGAGUGAACGCGGAGGUGAAGCACAACCCCACCAACUCUGUAGUGUGUCGCGUGCAGGGGGAGUGGAACGGUGUGCUCGAGUUUACGUACAGUAACAGUGAGACACGCGUCAUAGAUGUCCUCAAGCUACCCAUCACCAGGAAACGAGUGCGGCCCAAAGAGCAGCAAGGACCUUACGAGUCCAGGCGACUUUGGCAGCAUGUGACUGAAUCCUUACUACAGAAAGACAUGGAAAAGGCCACAGAACACAAGCGCUUCCUGGAGGAGAGACAGAGGAAAGAGGAAAGACACCGCAACGAGACAGAGACGCCAUGGAGAACCAAAUACUUUGAAAGAAAAGGUGAAGGCUGGGUGUAUCACAAACCACUGUGGAAAAGUGUUCCAGCACGGAGCUCUUCACCUGCAGCGCUUCAGUCUAACCCCUGACCAGAGCUCCAAACCUGAUCCCUCACCUGCAGGAGCCUGACCCCCUCUGGGUCUGCCUGUGGGGUCUACACUCUUAUAAAUAAGAGGCACACACACACAAGACACACACACUAAAAUACAUAUUCAAAGACUCCCUUCCUUAUGAUUCCUUACUAAUGUUAUGGAUAUAAUGCUUUGUGGAGAGCAGUGGACUGCCUGAAUCGGAUCAUAUUUAGCAUCCCUUGAUUUGGGUAUAAUCACAGUGAAUCAUUCUGAUCCACAAGGGAUCCCAGUCUACACAGGCAUCUUUUGUUGAUGUUGCCUUAACAGGAGUUGUGAAUAGCAUGCGAACAUUUUGGUGAUGUCUGACAGGUGUUUAAGUGAGGACUGUGUUUGAGGAUGCUUUAUUAACUUCUCUUGAUCUUAUUAUAGAAUGCUGUUAUCUGGCCAGAUUAUGGCCAAACCUUUUUUCCAAUAUGUGAGGGGUUUAUUUGAUGUAUUAUGAUUUUAAUAUCAUCAGGGAGAUCUUUAAGGUUUUGUGCAGGAGAUGUUUGACUAAAUGACAAGCAGUAGCUCAUUGUUUUUCACCAGAGCUUGAUUCCACCAAGCAUCUGGAGCCAUGAUGACAGCAAAUUUGCUGGUUUGGCCUUUGUUUCAUGCUACAGUGGUUAGCCAAGUGUUUGAAGGGAGGUGAUGAGAGCUGUAUUAGUAUUGGUAAUGCUUUUUUCUUUCUCUUGCUUGACCUUUCCUCCCUAUCUGUUUCAUCAUAGCUCAGGUGGGGGCUUGCUCUGAUUUCAAAACAGUGCUCUCUUGUUUUGAAAGCGCACAGAUUUUCUUGCUUUGAUUAUAGGAUUUUUAAACAACUUCGAACGAAUACAUCAGUUACCAGACUCCAUUAAUCUUCUCUAUUGAUAUCUGUGAAUAUGUCAAACGAUCAGAACGGGGGCAUACAGUAUUAUUGCAAUUUGAUCAGAAAAUAAAAAUCAAAUCACCUGCAGUGAAGGGUCUGUAGAUUUCAUUUCUCUUUCAUGUAAUUCUACCUCUCUAACUGAAACUCUUCAGUCUAAAAGGCAAUCAGAUAUCAACCACAGAGAGCUUUAUGUGAAAGACACAGUGGAUAUCUAGUUUUUGAGCCAUAAAAGCCAGCACACAUAACAGUGGAAAAAUGAAUAACCUAAAAUAUUAAGUGUGUGAUUUCCUGCUUGACUGGAACCACGUUCAUUUACUUUAAAUGCUGCAUUACUUCUAAUUGAUGACAGUUUAAGUGAGCAUGUGUUUAUCAGAGCACAAGUAAAGAGCAUCUCAUGUGAAAGCUCUACUUUAACCCUGGUUGGUCUUGCUGAGAAACUUGUGGUGCCUUAUUUGUGUUGGUCUUCCUCCUGUUCAUGCCUGCAAACACAUUCUUUAUGAAACACGUUAUGAGUAUGUGCGGAUAUGCUCCCAUUUCCCAGCAUCUUGGCAAGGACACCCGGUCUGUUUGCUCUGUAAGGUUUCUGUGUUUUAAUUCACACACUUGGCUUUCCACUUAGGGGGUUGAUUUUCAGAAUGCAGAUUCAAAGUUACAGGACACUUACAGUGGAGUAUCUUCCCUGACAAUGUCUAAAACUAUGUGAUCUGUGUUUGCAAACAAGCCUCAAGUGUGUAUCUAGCUGAGCUGUGAACUGCACUGAUGUUUUAAUUAUCCUUCUGGUAGCCUGAGAAAAGAAAUGAAUGAACUAAUAAAGUUGAUAAUGUAUUAGGA